AAGCUAUUGUAACAGUGUGUCCGCGGCAGCCAUUACAGUUGGACGUUUAUUCCUCGGAGACAUUAAUUUCGCGCGCGAUUCGAAAUUUAAAUAAAAUUUGUUUAUUUUUUUUAUUAUAAAGAAUAUAAACUUCGAACUGCCAGUGUUAUUCCUAUGAACAAUGGGCAGAUGAUUUAUUUUAUUUAAAAGACGUGUUUAAGUAAUAUUUUAAUUGUUUUUUCGUGUAUCGAUUUGAAAGGCUUAACUAGUACUUAACUUUGGUUUCUUUGGCUGUGUUAGUUAUAAGUGAUGACAAACGUUAUCAUGGCUAAUAGACUUUACCUGUUACUAUUGUUGGGGGCUUCGUUGAGUAUGGCAAUAGGGUACUGGGGCCCAGACCUUCCCCCAGGUCCCUACUGCGGGAGAGGUUCCCCACAAUGUUGCCAAGAUAGGCAGGACAGCUGUUCACAUGAAAUACUCUCGACCCUAUGCUAUUGCGAUCAAUUCUGCAACCGGUCGAGGGUCCACGAUGACUGCUGUCCUGAUUAUGAAGAAGUCUGCUUGGGGAUAUCACCACCACCGAAUGUAUUGGAGGGCUGCAAGUAUAAGAACAAAUUGCAUAUACCUGGAGAUAAGGUGCUGCAAGGCUGUAAUGAGUGCGAGUGUGUGGUAGACUCCAACAAUCCUAAUCAAGCCAUAUGGAGUUGUGAACAGGAGUUGUGCCUGAUAUCUGACGAUGUGAUCUCCAACGUCAACUACGGCAGCGAAUCUUGGAGAGCCAGCAACUACAGUGAAUUCUCUGGCAAGAAGUUAAAGGACGGCAUCAAGUACAAAUUAGGUACAUUCCCGUUAACCGCGGAGACUAAACGCAUGGGCGCCAUCAGAUACGACAAGAACAUAGCUUACCCAAGAGACUUUGACUCCAGGUCAUACUGGCCAGGGUACAUCUCGCCUGUCAUCGACCAGGGCUGGUGUGGAUCCGAUUGGGCAGUCACCAUCGCUACAGUUGUUUCCGACAGAUUCGCAAUCCAAUCAAAUGGUAUAGAGAAGUUGGUGCUGAGUCCUCAGACACUGCUGUCAUGCAACAGACGGUACCAACGAGGAUGCGAUGGUGGCCACAUCGAUGUAGCUUGGAACUACGUCAGGGAAGAUGGAUUACUAGACGACAAUUGCUUCCCGUACGUGGCUAAAGUGACGAACUGUCCAGUUAAACCGAAGAGCGACUAUCUACCAACCAUGUGCACACCUGACAUCCCUGAAAGAACCACCAGAUACAAGGUUGGACCACCCGGCAAGCUGAAGAAGGAGGAAGACAUCAUGUACGAUAUUAUGGAGUCCGGACCAGUGCAUGCUAUAAUGACGGUGUAUCAAGAUUUCUUCCACUACCGCGAUGGAGUCUACCGCCACACGAGAUUUGGUGACAAUACUCUACAAGGUCUGCACAGCGUAAGGAUAAUUGGAUGGGGUGAAAACAGAGGAGAAAAAUAUUGGGUUGUAGCCAACAGCUGGGGCGAGCAAUGGGGUAUUAACGGCUAUUUCCAUAUCGCCCGCGGUGAGAACGAGUCCGGCAUCGAGUCAUUCGUCGUCACCGUCCUCAGUGACGUCAUCAACGCGAAGAAAUAACAACCGAGGACACACCUCAUCACGCCGCUGUGUGUGGUGACGAGAGUGGUGAGAACCAGAAAGGGAUAUGUUUUGUUGAAUAGCACAAGGAAUUUUGCUUGCCCAUUUUAGAAAUCUUUCGCAGUAAUGUUUCUAUUGAAGUUUGAACGUAUGCGUAGAGCCUUAUUUCGAUUAUUUCGUGAAACGAAAACAGUUAAUUGAUUCUUUAAGAGAAUGCUGAUAUAUAUAGUAAUGUUGCUAAUGUUAAUAUACAUUCAUUAUGUAGAGACGAAGACAAAAAAACAC
Messenger RNA from Achroia grisella, 1887 nucleotides. RefSeq lists its product as uncharacterized. The record is from RefSeq and is a predicted model, not a curated record. Gene Ontology annotation, molecular function: cysteine-type peptidase activity. Bases 289 to 1602 code for a protein of 437 amino acids. Lineage: Eukaryota; Metazoa; Arthropoda; Insecta; Lepidoptera; Pyralidae. The transcript is spliced from 9 exons. Gene Ontology annotation, biological process: proteolysis. Gene Ontology annotation, cellular component: lysosome.